Gekko japonicus is the source of this 2374-nucleotide messenger RNA. It is a transcript of the gene AGPAT1, whose product is annotated as 1-acylglycerol-3-phosphate O-acyltransferase 1. The record is from RefSeq and is a predicted model, not a curated record. Bases 87 to 893 code for a protein of 268 amino acids. Gene Ontology annotation, biological process: phosphatidic acid biosynthetic process. The transcript has 7 exons. NCBI's taxonomy places the organism in Eukaryota, Metazoa, Chordata, Lepidosauria, Squamata, Gekkonidae. Gene Ontology annotation, cellular component: membrane; endoplasmic reticulum. Gene Ontology annotation, molecular function: 1-acylglycerol-3-phosphate O-acyltransferase activity.
CGCACUCUUUCUCUCCCUGAUCCCCGUCCACUUCUCUCUGAUGUCAGACCAUCCUCACUGGAAUCCAGGUUCCGGGGUUGGGGACAAUGGAGAUCUCUCUGGGCCAGUGGCUCCUUAUCCUGUUCCUGGUGGUGGUCCCGCUGCUGUAUGAAUGGAGCGCCACCUUCAAGUACUUCUGCAAGAUGGGCUUCUACAACGGCUACAUCCUCUUCCUGGCCAUCCUCGUCAUCCCAGUCUGUGCGCUUCGCGGGCGCAACGUGGAAAACAUGAAGGUAAUCAGAUCCAUGAUGCUGCACGUGAAGUACCUGUACGGGAUCAAGAUUGAGGUGCGGGGGACAGAGAACUUCAAUAUCAAGGAGCCUUACGUGGCGGUGUCCAACCACCAGAGCUCGCUGGACUUGCUAGGGAUGAUGGAAGUGCUUCCGGACCGGUGCGUGCCGAUCGCCAAGAAGGAGCUGAUGUACAUGGGCACGGUGGGCCUGGCGUGCUGGCUGGGCGGCAUCAUUUUCAUCAACCGCAAGAAGACGGACGACGCCAUCAGCGUCAUGUCUGAGGCCGCCCACACGAUGUUGCGCGAGGAUGUUCGGGUCUGGGUGUUCCCAGAAGGCACCAGGAAUCACAGUGGCUCCAUGCUGCCCUUCAAGCGGGGCGCCUUCCACUUGGCCGUGCAAGCCCAGGUCCCUGUUAUCCCAAUUGUGAUGUCAUCCUACCGGGAUUUCUACAGUAAGAAGGAAAGGCGCUUUACCACAGGGCGCUGCACGGUCCAGGUCUUGCCUCCCAUGCCCACGCGGGGGCUGAGCGCCGACGAUGUGCCCGCCCUGACAGACCGCGUGCGCCAGGCCAUGCUUGUUGCCUUUGAGGGGCUCUCAGGGGAGCUGGGUGCCCCACAGUGACCCCCUUCUCCCCCAACUCUCCGGCCCUAGGGAGCUCCAGGGUAGGGACUGGGAGCUGCUUAUGCCCGUGAGGAGCCAAGGAGGCGGGGCCAGAACGGAAGAGGGCGGAGCUCAUUCCCAGCAACGGGACCAGGAGUGUCAGAGCCGUGCUACCACCAAGCAUGGAGGGGAUGGAUUGGCAGCGGUGUGUCUUGCGGGGGGAGUGGGUGGGGCUUAAGUUGGCCACGCCCACAAGGAGCCACCUAGGCAGAGUCGAUCCCGGCCAUGCCUGUUUCCACCUUCAGUUCUGAACCGAAAUUCUAGCCUAUUCUUCUCCCUCACCCCCUUUCCCCCUCCUGCACCCCAGGGUGCGUGGUACAGUCCCUCCCGCCACUCCUUGUUUUGUUGCUGUGAACCGUUCCACUCGGACUUCUUGGACUCAACCACUCCAAUCCCCACGUGGUGGGGGGAACUCUCAUGAACUGGAUCGCAGGCACUAUACAAACUGAGCCGCCCGCCGCCACCCCCCCCCCCAGUUCAAAUGGGGAGAAGCCAGAGGGAGAGACGGAUCCGAGGAGUGUUUUGGGGUUGGAGGAGGGGGAGGAGGCCAGCGUGAGCUCCUCUGGACGUGAAACGGGUCGAUGGUCCAGGAUUGAUUCAUCCAAGCUUUUCAUGAAGGGAAUCUGAGGAAACAGCCUCCGUUGGCCUCAGUCCACUCCACCCUCUCCCCGAGAGGACCCGUUCCUGGCUCUGCACAAGAAGGAAGCCGCGGAUUCGAUCUGUCCUAAUCUCCAGCGAGGGCAGGUUGGGGGCGGGGGGGCUUUGCCUGAAGAGGACCUCCUUGGACUGAACGGGGGCUCUAAUAAAAAGGAAAAUCAUGGACAGGACUGCUUCCCUCGCUGGAGGAGAACAGUGGGGGUGGGCGAAGGGGGAAUGCACUAGGCUCUGUACUUUCACCUGGACGGGCGAAGGGGAGCAUGAAGGAGCUCUUUGCGUGUGCGUGCGUGUGUGUGUGUGGGGAGGGAGCUGAGAUCAAGGGACUUGCUCUGUUUGCAUUCUGUUUGAGAGGUAAGUCUGGGGCCGUUCCACUUUUUGGGGAGAUCCCACCGUGGGGGGGGCAGGGCGGGUGAGAAUACAAUAUUCGUGCCUCCCCUCCCUUUCUCAGUGUUGAAAAAGUAACUCUCCAUCUUCUUAACCCUUCUUAACCCGAGGUCUGUGUGGGAUGAAUAAAAUACAGCCCCCCCCAAUAAAUUAACGGGGGGGGGGAGCCAUGCACUGGAAUCUCUGAGGUGAAGAGGGUGGCCUUCGUCUCUGUUGUUUUCGGUCGAAGCCGAGCUGAAGUGGGUCUCUCAGGAGGGCAAGGAGCCAAAAGUAUUGGGAGGAUGUGAAGGGAAAACAGCUGAGGAAGGGGGGACAGUGGUGCUGGAUAUGUAGAAGUUCCCCCAGGCCUGAAGGAGGCAGAAUAGUGUGAGAAUUAGAGAUCUGAGAUAACAGCAUGUGGG